AUGGCUCCCUAUAGACUUCGUUUGAGAGGGAUCAGGAGGGAGACUGGGACGACGACGGAGAAAUAUGAUGAUGAUGAAGGAGAAGGAGGCGAUGAUGACGGUAAAGGCGAGAAACCACUCAAGGCGUCCAAGGCACCCAAAGAGGCUAAGAAGCCCAAGGAAGGCAAGGUCGACCAGUGGCACUCCUCUAUGACUACUACAUGGACCGCCUACCUCUACCGAUCACCAUCCCAGAAUUCAAGCCAAGAUCGUGACCUCACACCAUACAAGCUCAAAACCUCAGGCAAACCCCUCCAAGUGAUCGUCAAGCUGAUCAACAUCGAAAUCACCGCCACCCUACCUAAAUAUACUUUGGAGGGCACCUGGCGCGUCAAGGACUUGGCGAACGAAAAAAUUGGCACAAAACAUCUCUACGGUAUCAAGAAUAACGACCACCCUGUGACAGCGCUUGGACGGGAUUAUCAACAAACAAGAUCGCUGCCAGGUAUUCCCCAACAUCUUUCAGCACAAGUGUUUAGCGCAGACCCGGAUACUGCCUUUUUCUUCUCGUCCUGUUUUGUCCCGACGCAGCAGAAGGGCUGGGACAACCGCCCCUCUGUUGAAGAGGUGAACAAGAAGCUGUCGCCAGAGCAGUUGCGUGAGGUUGACCAGAUGGCGGAUUGGCCGACGGAUCUGGAAGAGGCCAAGAGACAUCGUGCUAAUCUUAUGGUAGAACGCUGCUACUUCUCCGAGACCUUCAACACCAACUUGCUCGAACGUCCCUUCAGCCUCUGCGAGCACUUGAUUUCUACAUUUUCAUCUUUGCCAGGGACAGCAUCAAAAUAA
Linnemannia hyalina is the source of this 825-nucleotide messenger RNA. The record is from the annotation of a GenBank genome assembly. Lineage: Eukaryota; Fungi; Mortierellomycota; Mortierellomycetes; Mortierellales; Mortierellaceae.